Molecule: messenger RNA, 1338 nt
Organism: Ilex paraguariensis (yerba mate)
Lineage: Eukaryota; Viridiplantae; Streptophyta; Magnoliopsida; Aquifoliales; Aquifoliaceae
Source: the annotation of a GenBank genome assembly
AUGGUGCUUACCGUGGGCCUCAGCCUCAUGUUGAGGUCUCUUUCUCCUUCAUCAUCGCCAGUAACCGCCGCCGCCACCACCACCCUUCAAGAAAUCGCUUCAAACCACCCCAAGGAUGUUGCAAAAGUUGUCCUGAAAAAAGGGAAAACACAACUCUUUAGGAAUGGAAGUCCAAUGGUGUACAGUGGGGCUGUUGAUAGAAUAAUUGGUAGGCCACCCCCAAAGACAGGAGAUGUUGUGCUGGUGGCUGAUGGCACAGAGAAUCCAAUUGGUUGGGGCUUGUACAACUCAGUUUCUAUGUUUUGUGUUCGCCUCAUGCAGCUGGAGGAAGAAACAGCAGGAGAUCCUUCUUGUGCAUUGAAUGUGGAGAAACUUCUCGAGACAAGAAUUCAUGCCGCAGUUGAAUUACGUAAGAAUUUGGGGCUUCCCUCUGUGAGUACAAAUGCGUAUCGUCUUGUCAACAGUGAGGGAGAUAGGUUAUCAGGCCUUAUUGUUGACAUUUUUGGAGAUUUAGCCGUGAUAGCGUCAUCAGCUGCUUGGGUUGAAAAGUACAAGGCACAAAUAAAGGCGUGCAUUAGCGCAUCUAUCAAAAUAAACAGUAUAUGCUGGAGACCGUCUAUUGAGAUUUUGAGGGAAGAAGGCAUCAAUUUUGCUGAUUUGGAGGAAAUCGAUUCAUAUACUCCUCUUGAAAUGGUGAAGGUUAUCGAGAAUGGGAUUUCAUAUCUAAUAUCACCGGAUGGCCAGAAGACAGGAUUUUAUGCUGACCAGCGUGAGAAUCGUCAGUUCAUAUCAACAAUUGCAGAGGGGCAGAGAGUUCUUGAUAUGUGUUGCUAUACUGGCGGUUUUUCUCUAAAUGCAGCACGUGGUGGUGCUGUGAAUGUCAGAGGUGUUGACACAUCAUUGCCUGCUUUGGAGCUUGCUAACAAAAACAUUUUCCUAAAUAACCUGGAUCCUGGGAAAAUAUCAUUUCUGCGACGAGAAGCAACUGAUUUUAUGAAGGAUGCUAUUUCUAGGAAAGAAUCAUGGGAUAUAGUAAUUAUGGACCCCCCUAAACUAGCACCACGAAAAAAGGUUCUACAGAGUGCAUCUGGCAUGUAUAGGAAUUUGAACUCAUUAGCCAUGCGAUUGACAAGAAGGGGUGGUCUUCUCAUGACCUGCUCAUGUUCGGGAGCCAUGACCCAAAGUGGGAUGUUCUUGCGUAUUCUUCAGGGUGCUGCAUCAACAGCUGGGAGAAAAAUUGCAGUUGUUCGCGAGGCUGGAGCAGCAUGUGAUCAUCCACUUGAUCCAUCCUAUCCAGAGGGAGCUUACCUCUCCAACAUCUUGCUUAGAGUGUCAUAA